This is a messenger RNA of Naumovozyma dairenensis CBS 421, 2205 nucleotides long. It is a transcript of the gene PRT1, whose product is annotated as translation initiation factor eIF3 core subunit b. The record is from RefSeq and is a predicted model, not a curated record. Gene Ontology annotation, biological process: translational initiation. Gene Ontology annotation, cellular component: eukaryotic translation initiation factor 3 complex. Lineage: Eukaryota; Fungi; Ascomycota; Saccharomycetes; Saccharomycetales; Saccharomycetaceae. The transcript has a single exon. Gene Ontology annotation, molecular function: RNA binding; translation initiation factor activity; translation initiation factor binding. Bases 1 to 2205 code for a protein of 734 amino acids.
AUGUCUGAAUCCGACGUUAUUAUACCUGAAAUUAAAUUGGAAGAUAUACCAGUUGAUGACAUUGAUUUUUCCGAUUUGGAAAAGGAAUACUCCUUUGAUGAUGAUUUCAAUUUCGAUCAAUACGUUGUAGUUAAUGGUGCACCAGUUAUCCCAGAAUCUAAAGUUCCAGUCUUACAAAAGGCUCUUACUGGGUUAUUCUCCAAAGCUGGUAAAGUUGUUAACAUGGAAUUCCCAAUUGAUUCAGAAACUAAGAAAACUAAAGGUUUUUUAUUUGUAGAAUGUGGAUCUGUCGAUGAUGCCAAGAAGAUUUUGAAAAGUUUCAAUGGUAAAAGAUUGGAUUUAAAACAUCGUUUAUUCAUUUAUACUAUGAAAGAUGUUGAAAAAUAUAAUAGUGAUAAAUUCGAAACUGAAUUUAAAGAACCUCAUAUCCCAGAAUUCGUUUCUUCUACUUCAUUGAAAUCUUGGUUAUUAGAUGAAGAAGUUAGAGAUCAAUUUGUCAUCCAAAGAGAUAAUAUUACUACCGUUGCUUGGAACUCCAUGUUCCAUGGUUUCGAAGAAGUGGAAACUAGAAAUAAUUGGUCUACUAAUUAUGUUAGAUUCUCACCAAAGGGUACUUACUUGUUUUCUUACCAUGUUCAAGGUGUUACCGCUUGGGGUGGUCCUCAUUUUGAUAGAUUAAGAAGAUUUUAUCAUCCAAAUGUUAGAACUUCAUCUGUUUCUCCGAAUGAAAAAUAUUUAGUUACAUUCUCAAGUACUCCAAUUGAAAUUAAUGAAAAUGAUGUUGAAAAUGUCGAAAAUGAAUCUCCAUUUACCAAGAAGAAUGAAGGUCAUCAAUUAUGUAUUUGGGAAAUUUCUUCUGGGUUAUUAUUAGCUACUUUCCCCGUUAUUAAGAAUCCUAAUUUAGAAUGGCCAUUAGUUAGAUGGUCAUACAACGAUAAGUAUUGUGCCCGUCUAGUUAAUGAUACACUAGUUGUUCAUGAUUGUGAUAAGAAACUUGCUCCAAUUGAUAGUAAAGCAUUGAAAGUUUCCGGUAUUAGAGAUUUCUCAUUUGCUCCAACUGGUGUUGAAUUACAACCGUUUAGAAAAGGUGAUGAACCAUCCGUUUUAUUAUCUUACUGGACUCCAGAAACGAAUAACAUGUCAUGUAAGGCUACUGUAGUGGAAGUCCCACGUGGUAGAGUAUUGAAAACUGUUAAUUUGGUUCAAGUUUCCAAUGUUACAUUACAUUGGCAAGAUGAAUCUAAAUUCCUAUGUUUCAAUGUGGAAAGACAUACUAAAUCUGGUAAGACUCAAUUUAGUAACUUAGAAAUUUGUAGAUUGACUGAAAAGGAUAUUCCAGUGGAAAUUGAAUUAAAGGAUUGUGUUAUUGGAUUUGAAUGGGAACCAAAGGGUAAUAGAUUUGUUACCAUCUCUGUUAAAGAUACUGGUGAUGAUAACAUUGCUAUUCCAAACAAUAUUAUUGGAUUCUAUGCUCCAGAACAAAACGUCUCUAAGAAGAAUGCUGAUACUAUUAAGAGAUGGAAGUUAGUUAAGGAUAUUCCUAACAAGUUUAGUAAUACUAUUUCUUGGUCACCAGCUGGUAGAUUUGUUGUUGUUGCUACAUUAGUCAAACCAAAUGUUCGUAAAUCAAGUCUAGAAUUUUUUGAUUUAGAUUACCCAGGUGAAAAGAAUAUAAAUGAUGCUGAUGACGUUAAUGCUUCUUUGAAAGAUGUUGCCACUCCAACAAAUACUUCAGUUACUGAUUUAACUUGGGAUCCAUCUGGUAGAUUUAUUACUGCAUGGUCAAGUUCAUUGAAACAUAAGAUUGAUAAUGGAUUUAAGAUGUAUAAUAUUGCAGGUAACCUAAUUAAGGAUGAUCUAUUACCAAAUUUCAAGAAUUUUGCAUGGAGACCAAGACCAGAAUCCUUGUUAAGUAAUGCUGAGAAGAAGAAGGUUAGAAAGAAUUUGAAAGAAUGGUCUGCUCAGUUUGAAGAACAAGAUGCCAUGGAAGCUGAUACUGCUGUUAGAGAUUUAAUUUUGAAACAACGUCAAAUGUUGAAAGAUUGGACUGUUUACAGAGCAGAAACUUCAUCCAGAUUACAAAAACAAUUUGGUUAUAAGGCAUUUGACAUUGAUUUAGGUGAAGAAUCCGGUGAUGAUUACGUUGCUGUUGAAGAAAUCAAAGAAGAAAUUGUUGAAGAAGUUAAAGAAAAAGUUACUGAAUAG